Molecule: messenger RNA, 2454 nt
Organism: Caretta caretta (loggerhead turtle)
Lineage: Eukaryota; Metazoa; Chordata; Testudines; Cheloniidae
Product: aryl-hydrocarbon-interacting protein-like 1
Molecular function (GO): peptidyl-prolyl cis-trans isomerase activity; protein binding
Source: RefSeq, a predicted model, not a curated record
GCUCCCUGGAGCUUGUCAAUGUAAAUGUCGUGGGGUACUGCAGCAGCCUUGCCUUCUCACUCAGAGAGCGAGCUAGGUACAAGAGGGACCCUCCCAAGGGAAAAGUGGGAAGCUGCUACUGUGCUGUCAGUGUGGGGGAUUCCCACCCCAUACUGGGUAGAGCCCUUGUGAGGUGGGAGCUUUCUCUAAUCCCCGGUAGAUUAGGGAGACCAAUCCUAGAUUAACCUGGCAGGGGAUUAGAAAGGCAGUCCAGUCAGCAGUUGUCAGAAUGCACCACAGAGUGUUGGGUGGGAGUGUCUUCUGUACCACAGGGGAAGACAGAGGGGUAAGGAAGUAUAGCAGACAACAGGGCCACUCUGGCUCCUUAAGGUGGUUACCGUACAGCUCAGUUCUCUCUGCUCCUGAAGGGCAGAACUCCACCGAGGGGAAGUCCAGGGAGAAAAGGCUUCAGGGGACAGUGCAGCCUCCGCCUCAUUCAGGGUGGGCAGCUUUAAGUCAGGAUGCAGUAGCUAAAGACUGUUAGAUGAGCCACAGGAGGAAGAAAACUCAUCCCAAGGGACAAGAAACGAAGAAACACUCAGGUCCAGGAAGAGAGAGAACAACAGUGGGUGUGACCAGCAACCGAAGAGGGGAGGAGGGAGAUCUACCAACAGCUUCAGCAUGGAUGAAAUGUACCUGCUUAACGUGGAAGGAGUCAAGAAAAAGAUUUUACACGGAGGCCGUGGGGAGCUGCCGCAAUUCAAAGAUGGGAGCAAGCUCACGUUCCACUUUCAGACGCUAAAAGAUGACUUUGAGCGCACAGUGAUAGAUGACAGUCGGCAGGCUGGCAUCCCCAUGGAGAUCAUCGUGGGGAAGCUGUUCAAAAUUGAGGUGUGGGAGACCUUGCUAACCUCCAUGAGGAUCGGAGAAGUGGCAGAGUUCUGGUGUGAUGCUAUUCACACAGGUAUGUAUGCGCUGGUCUCCAAGGGCAUGAGGAGGAUUGCGGAGGGCAAGGACCCCUUGGAGGGGCAGAAGCACCGCUGUGGGAUGGGGAACAUGUUCGACUACCACAGCACGGGGUAUGCGGACCUGGAUGAGCUGCAGAGGGCCCCCCAGCCUCUCAUCUUCAUCAUGGAGCUUUUCAAAGUGGAUGAUCCCUCGUCCUAUAAACGGGACACCUGGGCCAUGAACAAAGAGGAGAAGCUGUCGGCGGUGCCCGUGUUGCACAGUGAGGGCAACCGGCUGGUCCUGCUCAAGAGGUACCAGGAAGCAGCGGUGAAGUAUCAGGAAGCAGUCAUCUGCCUGCGGAACCUCCAGGCCAAGGAGAAGCCCUGGGCUGAAGACUGGUUGAGCCUGGAGAAACUCAUCACGCCCCUGGUGCUGAAUUACUGCCAGUGUCAGCUGGAGCUGGGGGAGUACUAUGAGGUCUUAGAGCACACCACCGACCUCCUCCAGAAGAACAAUGAGAACGUGAAGGCUUACUUCAAGCGCGCAAAGGCCCAUGCCGCUGUCUGGAAUGAGGAGGCGGCGCGAGAAGACUUCCUGAGGGUGACUCAACUGGACCCGUCACUGGCAGCAGCUGUGAAGAAAGAGCUGAGGCUGUUGGGGGAGAGGAUGAGAGAAAAACUUGUGGAAGAUCGGCAGAGAUACCAGGGCCUCUUCCAGCAGCCUCAGCUCAAAGGGGCAACAGAAGGGAAGGGGCAGUGGGGAGGAGACGGGAAUGCUGGAGUUGGCAGGCAGGAGGGAGGAGAUUCUGGGGAAGGUAGAGAGGAGACAGGACUGAGAACAGAGAGCUCCACAGCCAAGGAGGAAGAACAAGACCAAGGGAUUUCUGGAGCAGAAGCGGGUACCAGAGAGACAGGACUUGGAGAAGAGAACACACAGGCAAAGAGGGAACAAGGCCUGGGAGAGUCUGGAGCAGAGACAGGACUUGGGGAAGAGAGUGCCAGAGCAGAGAGGGAAGAGCCAGGGAAAGGACCAGACCAAGGGAAUUCUGGGGUCGAUGGCGGGAUGGAGGAGACAGGAUCAGGAGAAGGGAACAUAGAAGCAGAGAGGGAAGAGCCAGGGGAAGGAACAGACCAAGGGAAUUCUAGGGUCGAUGGCGGGAUGGAGGAGACAGGAUCGGGAGAAGGGAACAUAGAAGCAGAGAGGGAAGAGCCAGGGGAAGGAACAGACCAAGGGAAUUCUGGGGUCGAUGGUGGGAUGGAGGAGACAGGAUCGGGAGAAGGGAACAUAGAAGCAGAGAGGGAAGAGCCAGGGGAAGGAACAGACCAAGGGAAUUCUGGAGUUGAUGGAGCAGGGAGAGGCCAAGGAAACUUGGGGACAGAGGAGACAGGCCUUGGAGAAGGAUUUUCCAGAGCAGAGGGAAAGAACAAGCCCAGGUGAUUGUGUGGCAGGGUCUCAUAGCAUUCAAGGUCAGAAGGGACCACUAGAGAGAGGCCUUGGAGAAGAGAAUGCCAGGGAGAGUCAUGGGGC